AUGGACAAACCUGGUCAUUGGAUGGAGGACCCAACCGGACCUGGAGCCCACCUCCGAGAGGCAUUCAUCCCCUUGCGAGACUACACGUUCGAUGGUUUGCCUCAAAAGAUUGUUGACACCGUCAAAGGCCUACCAUUUCGCAUUGAUGGCCUCAUGACCUGCGUGGACGCCUUCUUGCCCGGCAUAGCCCGUGCUGCCGAGAUCCUGGGGUUGCAUACUGUUCCUGCCGAAGCCUAUCGACGUGCAGGCGACAAAUUCCAAACAAGGCGGCUCUGCCCUACACAUACCAGCAUCAAGGUAGACAGCCUGGCAGCCUUCUUGGCAGACUUGGGAAAGCGAAGCGAGCCCCUGAAGUAUCCGCUGGUGGUCAAGCCAACCAGAGGGCACGGGUCUGAGGGCGCCAGCAGAGUCGAGAACCAACAAGAGCUGGUCGAGGCAGUCACAUUCGCAUUCUACACAACUUCUCCUCUAUAUUCAUAUUCAAUAUUACUACUAACGUAG
Messenger RNA from Pseudomassariella vexata, 501 nucleotides. RefSeq lists its product as uncharacterized. The transcript has a single exon. The record is from RefSeq and is a predicted model, not a curated record. Bases 1 to 501 code for a protein of 166 amino acids. NCBI's taxonomy places the organism in Eukaryota, Fungi, Ascomycota, Sordariomycetes, Amphisphaeriales, Pseudomassariaceae.